AUGUUGGCCAACGCGCUGUCUAUGGAGAGGCAGUCGCUACGGACGGCCUCCUGCAUUACUAUGAAUGGAGUACAUACCACUCUGAGGAAUGGAACCAUACGCAUGGGGGGAGUUAUUUUACGAAUCGUGAGCGUUUUUGGCAUUUUAUUUAUCACUGCCGCUGAUGCGCCUAUAUGCUUUGCAGUGGACUCCUGCACGUGCGUCUCUCGUGGAUUCCAAGUAAAUGAGUGUGGAGACAUUACCUGGGAGUUGCUUGAAAAGGUGGAAGGCACGAGGUGUCCACGUCGUGUAUUACCUACAGUGCCUUGGGGUGAUAGACAUGGCGCUGAGCCGAGGCGUUUUUUUUUUCUCCCUCUUUCAAUCAUAAUACUGGUUACAGGGGGAAGAGCCGGAGAAGCGAUGGAAAAGGGUCACCGUCACCCCGAAUGUCACCUCGUUGUACUUGGAAUGAAGCUCGCAUUGGUUUAUUAA
This is a messenger RNA of Trypanosoma rangeli, 471 nucleotides long. RefSeq lists its product as uncharacterized. The record is from RefSeq and is a predicted model, not a curated record. NCBI's taxonomy places the organism in Eukaryota, Euglenozoa, Kinetoplastea, Trypanosomatida, Trypanosomatidae. Bases 1 to 471 code for a protein of 156 amino acids. The transcript has a single exon.